AUGGCGGAGGCCAGCCUGCAGUCACAGCAAUUGAAAUUUCAGGCCCUGGCUCCCACGAAACAGACGGCGUGUAACUCCACAGGCAGCAAGGCGCCGCGCAAGCAGCUGGCCACCAAGGCGGCCCGCAAGAGCGCGCCGGCCACGGGCGGCGUGAAGAAGCCCCACCGCUACCGGCCGUGCACCGUGGCGCUGCGCGAGAUCCGCCGCUACCAGAAGUCCACUGAGCUGCUGAUCCGCAAGCUGCCAUUCCAGCGGCUGGUGCGCGAGAUCGCGCAGGACUUCAAGACCGACCUGCGCUUCCAGAGCGCGGCCGUGAUGGCGCUGCAGGAGGCGUGCGAGUCCUACCUGGUGGGGCUGUUCGAGGACACCAACCUGUGCGCCAUCCACGCCAAGCGUGUCACCAUCAUGCCCAAGGACAUCCAGCUGGCGCGCCGCAUCCGCGGGGAACGUGCCUAAACUUCAAGGUCGUGUUUGACGCUAAAAGGCUCUUUUCAGGGCCUCCCACUUGCACACUAAAAAGAACUGUAGCUUUUUUAAGUCUUGUGGCUGAAGUUGUUUUGAAACUUAAAGAAGUCUGAUUUUCUGCAAUAUGCUUGAGUUGUCUAAACACCUGGUAUUUGUGGCUUAGUCCCUUUAGGUUUUAACUCAUUAAGAAAGUGCUCCAGGGCCUCCCUGGAGGCGCAGGUGGUAGAGCACUGCACUGUGAAGCUGUCCACAGCGGAUUCGAUCCCGGCCAGCCGGUGAGAAUUGCACGUGGCAAAGCAGACCUCUCCUGCCUCACCCACUGUUCCCCUCAGCAGUGUAUUUCGUCAGUCUGCCUGUUCUGUUACCUGCUCUGGUGAAUCCUCUCACUCUCCCGGCGCAUAAGGCCUGUACCCUGGUUCUUGUAUAAGUAAAUUAAAAAAAUUAGUGCUACAACUGUAUGUUGUCAACAUUUUAUAUUGCUACAUUGUUGCCGCGAGCCAGCCGCAGCAGCCUGGGUGUCAGGGGUUCCUGAAGGAUGGGACUGUGGAGGUGCAAUUGUGGAAUGAUGGGGGGAAUGAGGAGACGCAGACACUUGAUUAGGGUGCAGACAUCAUUCUGCUGAGGGUCUCAGCAGCUCUUUAUACGUUUCAAGCAAACCGUGAGAGUGCAUAAGCAUAUGCAUUAAAGCAGGAAGAUAACAAUCAUUACAUCUUUUUCAAGAACAGCCAAGGAUCUAUUUGCCCUCCUGCAGAGGUCGUGACAUUUACUAUUCUUUGUUUUAAAGAAGGCACAAUAGCUAAAAGUGUUCUUAGAGUAGUCAUUUACCUUAAACAACUAAACAGUCAUUCUAUUACUAGUAAAAAACUUAUGUGACUGAAACUGUUAGGGGGAAAAGGAUGUCCUAAAGCUAAUUCCAUACAGGCUUUGUGGACUCCACUCCCACCCCAGGCCAAAGCCAAAGACACUGGGAACUCCAAAUCCCAUCACCAUCAAAGGGAAGGUGGCUGGGACCUGAGGGUGGGGUUAAGCAGCCAGGUUGGUAUAAAGCCAGACACAUGGGCUUUGGAGGGGUUCCCCCAUUUUGGCUCUCGGCCAGCUCGCAGCGUCUGGCCAGCUCGGAGAGUGCCUUUAGGUUUCCAGGUCGGCGGAAUGGGUAGGACGCAUUAAAGACUUUAUUUCCCUAUUUUCUCCCUGAGUUGUACAUUUUCCUUAUUUCCUUUUCCCUUGUAAAUAAACCUUUUAUUAACC
Molecule: messenger RNA, 1713 nt
Organism: Talpa occidentalis (Iberian mole)
Lineage: Eukaryota; Metazoa; Chordata; Mammalia; Eulipotyphla; Talpidae
Product: histone H3.1-like
Exons: 2
Coding region: 1-456 (151 amino acids)
Cellular component (GO): nucleosome
Molecular function (GO): DNA binding; structural constituent of chromatin; protein heterodimerization activity
Source: RefSeq, a predicted model, not a curated record